Messenger RNA from Cottoperca gobio, 2023 nucleotides. RefSeq names its product LIM domain only 2 (rhombotin-like 1) (gene lmo2). Gene Ontology annotation, molecular function: DNA-binding transcription factor binding; transcription coactivator activity. Gene Ontology annotation, cellular component: nucleus. Bases 611 to 1093 code for a protein of 160 amino acids. Gene Ontology annotation, biological process: positive regulation of transcription by RNA polymerase II. Lineage: Eukaryota; Metazoa; Chordata; Actinopteri; Perciformes; Bovichtidae. The record is from RefSeq and is a predicted model, not a curated record. The transcript has 3 exons.
AGUCUCAGUCACGACCUAAAACUCCCCGCCUGGCAGAGCAGGCUGUGCAGUGUUUAGCUGUCGCUUUAAGACCGAUUUCCCCCCAUUGUCAAACAGUCGUGAGCAGGAAGAGGGAAACGAAAGCAGAGCCCGAGGGGGCCCAACGUAUUUAAACACGAUGCUGCUGCCGCACAGUAACGGUGACCGCGGCUUCAUGCGGAGGAGCGCGUCUGCAGCCCGCUCACUUAAAAAAAGACGCACGGACACGGACAUCCCCGCAAGUGACCUUCUGAUCGGAUUGAUUCGGUUUUAAUUUACAGUCUGAAAAGUCGCUGGAGGAAGAUCAAAUAUAGGCUACUUGAGAGUCAUGGAAGUGUCACCGCGGGUUAUUGCCUCAGGAAAUGAUCACAAUGUCCUCCAUCAUCGCUUAGCUGCUUAGAGCGAAAUUGUCUUGUCUUGCGGCCAUUUCCACAAGACUCAAUUGCCUAUUAAUUCAACAAACAAAAAGACUAAACCGGCGUCUUGGAGUCUGUUGGAGCAGGUGCAGCGCAGGCAGCUUCACAGGUAGCCGCUGAGCCGGCUUUGGACUCUGAAGCCUAAUUUGGAUCCGGCUGGACAUAAUAUCCUAGACAUGUCAUCUACUAUAGAGAGGAAGUCACUGGAAGCCAAUGAGGAGCCGGUGGAUGAAGUCCUCCAGAUGCCACCGUCUCUGCUGAACUGCGGUGGGUGUCAGCAGAGCAUCGGCGACAGAUUCUUCCUUAAGGCCAUCGAGCAGUACUGGCAUGAAGACUGCCUGAGCUGCGACCUGUGUGGCUGUCGACUCGGGGAGGUGGGCCGCCGGCUCUACUACAAGCUGGGACGAAAACUAUGUCGGAGAGACUACCUCAGACUUUUCGGUCAGGACGGUCUCUGUGCUUCCUGUGAGAAGCGGAUUCGAGCAUUUGAGAUGACGAUGCGUGUGCGGGACAAGGUUUACCAUCUGGAGUGUUUCAAGUGUGCCGCCUGCCAGAAGCACUUCUGUGUGGGUGACCGCUACCUGCUCAUCAACUCAGACAUUGUGUGCGAGCAGGACAUCUUUGAGUGGACCAAACUCAACAAUAACAACAUGAUUUAGCAGAACCUCUUAGUCAACAUGAAGGAGCGUUGCCUUUUCCUACUGGCUUUAAAGGGAAUGAACAGACAUUGUGCAGCCUGUGCAGGCUUUACCAUGCACCUGACAUUCAUAUGGAAUCAUUUUAACACAAAAGAGAGGCUACAUCUUUGCAUUGCUGGAGACUAAUGAAGACUGCACCAGCAAUAACACACAGAUCUUCAUUAAAGGUUUCAUCGUUAAAUGCAAAAAAUGCUUGAAUACUGGAAACACUCAAACAUGCAAUAAUAGUUGUUUGUUAUACAUACUGGAAUUUUAGAAAUUUAGCAAUAAACUUUAUCAAAAAAAUAAUUCUUUGUCAAGUUUAUUGUAGUCAAACACUAUUUUAACGUCUCAGUCAGGUCUGAAGUGUUCAAUGAGAAUUUCAGCAAGGUUUUAUAUUUCCUGAGAAUUUCUUGGAAAGGACUACAGUAUGUAAGGAACGGCUCUAUUUAAAAUCCAAGUAAAUAUCCAUUGAUUAUUGGAAGCCUAAUUCUCCAUAUAUGUUGAAUUAUAUGCUUUGGACACAUUUCCCAUUGCAUGUUCAGCUAACAUGCUGCACUGACUAUCUCUAUUUCCUAUGAAUACUUUUAUUUUUCCCUCCAGGAAACUUUACUAGGAAGUUAGCAAAAAAUGUAAUAGGAAAUGACAGACCUGUAAAAUGAAGUGUAAACAUAUUUGUAUGUUACAAAUGGAAUAGAAAGUCUCCAUUGAAAAGUCCUGAUCAGAAUGAUUGUACUGUAUUGCCAGGUUGAACUGGUGGUGCCCUCUAGUGAUCGAGGGAUCCCAUGCAAUACUCAUUUUACUGACUUUGGAGCUGUUUCCAGCGUGUCUUUUGUAGUUGUUACACUUCUCUGGACAUGUACCCACAACAUUUUGGAUAUUUACCAAUAAAUACAUUUCAAUUUAAAGACA